AAGCCACACCUACCAAUUAAGAAGAUAUUACUGAUAGAAUGCCAGUUCACAGGUCAAUCUUUCUUUUAUUUUUCGUUGCAUUUUCCCUCGGAAAAGAGCUAAAAGUUCCCGCCCAAAACGCCACUGAUCACGUGACCUCAGAGCCCGGUUCCCAACCUUCCUCAUCAGUCUACGAUACCUUUCAAUCUCUACCAGAAGAGCCGAUACAACUAGUCAGACCGGACCCAGAUCACCACAAGCUCCUGGAAGUAGUUUCAGAAAAUGUUCGUCAUUUGCAUUACAUCACGUCCUCCGUUGCCGUGGUAGCAGUGGUGGGGAAGUACCACUCCGGCAAGUCCUUCCUGUUGAACCAGCUGAUGGGGAAAGGAGAGAGAGGGUUUAGCAUCGGACCGACUGUACGACCGCAAACCAUGGGAAUAUGGAUGUGGGGAAAGCCUCUGGUUAUGAAGAAUAAAGACGAGGAGACAGUCGCCAUUAUAUACCUGGAUACCGAAGGGUUUGCCGCUAGCAAUAUCUCUGAGGUUUAUGAUGCUAAGAUAUUUGCAGUUGCUACAAUACUCAGCUCUUACCUCAUUUAUAACUCUGUCAAAAUUAUUGAUCAGGGUGAUAUUGACUAUUUAGAUCUCUUAGCAAGAAGAACAAGAUUAUUUGCUUUACGGUCUCAAAUAACAAAGUCCAAAUGGUUCGAUGAGUUCAAUCACGAUUUGCUUCAAUUCCCUCCGCUAGUUUGGGUGGUUCAGGAUUUCGUACAGAGCACUGAGGGGGAGGAGUCACCACAAAGAUGGCUCCACAAGAUAAUGUCCACCAGUAGCCGAGAGACUGAGGAACACAACAUUAAUUUGCUGAGUAGGAGAACGUUAUUUUAUAUUAAUUUUUAUUAUUUUAAAGGUAUGUUUGAAUCUGUUGAUUGCCACACCCUCUUUCUCCCUGCUACUAAAAAGUCGUUGCUCCAGGAUCUUUCGCAGGCGAAAGAGGAGGACCUGACGGAGGAGUACAAGGAGGAGAGGGACAGCCUACUCAAAUUGAUUAAUUUGAAUUUGAAACCGAAGAUAAAGAACGGUAAAUCAAUCACUGGUCCAGAGUUAGCGUCCCUGCUUGAGAUAUUGGUAGCAGCUGCUAAUAAAGGAUCAUUAGCUGAAGUCCCCAGCAGGUGGAACGCGUUCUUGGAGCAAAUGCAUUUGAAUUCAGUUAACGACUGUAUUCUGUUUUAUGAGUCCGAGGUGAACGUGUUGCUAAGGAAACAUAAUUACGGUGCUGUAAAUGCUACCGAACUGGCUUCCUGGCAUGAUAGAUGUUUGAAGAAAGCUCAAGAAUUAUUAGACAAGUUAUUAUUAGGUUUAAUGAACACAACACUCAAAGGACAGGAGAGGCUCUUAAAAGCAGCUGGAGAAAAAUUUGAAAAGAUAGAGGACAUGAACGAGAAGAAAAUAGAACUGAGAUGUAGCGAGGUCCAGCGUCAGACAGAACUGAAAGUUGAAGCUUCUCUGGAUAGUUUGAGUUUCCCGAUAAAAGGGAAAGACUUACAACUAAUAUUGGACAAGAAGAAGGAGAUUCAUAUUGAGAUAUACAAGGAAGAAGUUCACUCACUUUCUGACCAUUCCUCUUACCAGAGACACUUGAACCAGCUGCUUGUUGGGAUUGAGAGGAUUUUUAAUGGAGUGAAGCUGAAGAAUUCUGAAGCAAUGGAAGUCAUUUUAAAAGCUGCCAUAGUUACUGCAAUAAAUAAAUUUAAAGAAUCAUCAUUAAACAUUAAUGAUAUUCCAAGAACCAGUACUGGCCUACAGUCGGUCAUUGGUACUUCAGAAGCAGCUGCUGAUCAAAUUUUUAAAGAAGAGAGUGAAAUGGCAAGUGGAGAAGAAGUGUAUGCAGCCUACCAGGGAUACUAUAAAUCUGAGCUCUCAAAAGCUGUCGAACAUUUAAGAGAAGAAAAUGAAGUUUUAGUCGGAAAAACUUGCAGAGAAAAAGGGGCGGAGCUCAUUGGUUUAUUUACUGAAGCAACGAGCCCAAAAAGAUUAUCAUUUCCUGUCAAUGAGUCAUACUUGGAACAGAGGUUAAAGGAAGAGAAAGAUAAUGUCUUUGAAUCUUACAAUGCAGCAAUGGCUAAUUUUGAAGAUAUGCAAAUUUUUGUGACCGUCAAAAGAGAGAUAUCAAAUAAAAUGGAGGAGAUAUCAGCUCAGAGACAAGAUCAGAAUUACCAAGCUUACAUUAAAGAAGUUGAAAUCCCAUUGAAGACAGCUAAGAAACUAAUUAAACUCUCGUCUGACAAAUACGACACUGUUUUCUCCCUCAGACAACACAUGGAGCAGGUGUGUCUUUUAAACCUGGACGAGGGUAAAGCCAGUAAUUGGCCCCGCCCACUUAAACUCAGUAUAAUUAAUCGUUAUAUUAAUAACGAGAAAGAUCUUCGGGACUUGUUGGUGUCGAAGGAAGGGGUGUGGUCAAGUAUAAAGGGUUUUAUUCAGUGGCUGUAUUCGUUUAUAGACGUUUUAAUUAAUGGACCAGAGCUAUAAUAAUAUAAUUAUUAAUAAUUAUUUAUUAUUUUUAUUCUCUCUCUCUCUCUCCUCUGUAUGAUAAGGCUCUAAUUAUCACAUUAAAUCAUUAAAAAUCUUGUUAUUAUUUGAAUUUUUUGAUGAAUGAUGAUACACUGAAAUCGAA
Molecule: messenger RNA, 2655 nt
Organism: Amphimedon queenslandica
Lineage: Eukaryota; Metazoa; Porifera; Demospongiae; Haplosclerida; Niphatidae
Product: guanylate-binding protein 5-like
Exons: 25
Coding region: 39-2510 (823 amino acids)
Molecular function (GO): GTPase activity; GTP binding
Source: RefSeq, a predicted model, not a curated record